CAUGAAUUUAUUCAUCUAUAACCGUUGCUGAAGUUCCUGAAACUACAACGAUGGCUCCACCUCGUAAAAGAGUAACGGGCGAUAAAAAUAAAAGUAAGUUAGAUGAAUUUUGGGCUGUUUUUACAUGAUCGUGGAAUGAUGCUAGUACGUACUGCAAGGUGAAGUGAUGCAUCUGAAGAUUUUGCCAAAUUUAACAUGUUUAAAGUGCUUCAGAUAGCUUUUUUUAUCAGAAUCAAUCGUUAAGCUUUCUUAAAAGGCACAUGCUUCUCAAAGUUCUUGCUACAUGAGAUAUGGAGCAGAACACCGUGGAAAUGAACCUGAUUACUUAUCAAGAGCAGGGCAUGUAGUACAGCUUUUAAAAUGUUUUACUUAUUUUUAAUACACACUGUUACAAAUUUUAAGGGAGCAGCUAAUGUUCUACGGCCCGAUAACGUUUCAGUUACUUAAGCCUUUGGCAAGCUACUUAGUGGCAAAUUAUGCAUUUGUUCACCAUACGAGUAUAGAUUCAGAAAAAGCAACAUAGCUGAGCUAAAAUUAAUCUGCAUUCAUUUGUUGAGCAGUAGAUGUUGUGAGACUUAGAAACAGGUGAAUAAUAUUAAAAUAUUCAAACAUUAUCAAUUAUUUAUAAUUUUGCAGCUGAAAAAACAUUCAUCCAUUUUGGGGUAAACAGAACUUUAUUAAAAUUUUUAUCCCAGAAGUUUAACAUAUAUUAAUAUAGUUUUUAUUAGGACUGAGUCUGGCCCAAAUUUGCCUUGAAUUAACUGUUACAGUUUAUCCAAAAUGUGAUAAUCUAUUUAAUACUGAAAACAAUGACACAAUUUCCUGUACUUAGAUGUUAUGGGUGCUUCUCAUUAAAUAAUAAUGCAAAAUAUCUGGAUUUUUUUUCGUGGAAAACAGAAGAGGAAUGCUUCAUGAGUUGGUGUGGAAGUAGUAGCCCUCUUUGACUAUUUAUGUUGAUCAUUAUUGGGACAUAAAAUUUUUAUGUCCCAAUAAUGAUCAACAUAAAUUUUCUCCUUGUAAUAUCUGUACAUAACCAAGAGAAGAGGUUAUGAGAAUUACAAAAAUGAUCACCAAUGAGAAAAUUCCUUGAUCUUUUAUCAAAUUCUCUCCACUAAUUUCUUAAGGAAAUGUACUGAGAUCAGUCUGGAGAAUUUGUUUGUGGAUAUUGGGACUUUAAGGGUUAAGAUACCACAGUUCACUUGUCACUGAGAUAAUUCAGACUUGUCAAUUUAUUUUAUCACAACAUUUGAAAUGGAUUGACUGAAAAUCAAAUGUAAACAAGAGAUUUUAAUACCUACGGAAAAUUACUGACAACCAUAGUAAAAAAACAAAAAGAUAACUGUAAAGCAAAAUUUAGUCUACUUUACAGAUUUUCCCCUUACAUAUUACUAAAUUACAUUUUAAAAGAAAAAUCAGGAAUAUGUAAAGUUAAAGUGAGGCAUGAAAAUGGAGCAAACUAACCUUUUUUAUCGUUGAUUUAUCUUUUAAAAUGUAUGUCGAAAUCGAUCGUUAACAUUUAAAUUAUAUUAGAUAAUAUAAAUCUUUUGCUGUUGAACACCUGUAUUCACCACCAAAACCCUUGACAUCUCAGAUGCAUCAUUGAAAACAGCUAAUCUUAACAUCCUGCCCUCUUCAAAUAGGUAGACACCAAUAUCUCGGGUAAUUUUUCUUUUUCUUUUGUUUCAACUUCAUUAGCAUACAUUACCAUACCCAAAGACAAAAGGAAAACAAAAAUUGCCUAAGAUAAUGUUAACUACAACAUAUACACAACAGUAGUAAAACACUUAAGAUGAGGAAAAAAUUAUUCUUAUCAUUAUAUUUAUUUAUUUCCAGUUCCUUGAUAAUGGCAUCAUGAAGUCCCCAAAAUGUUGGAACAUUAUCUUGUUAGUUUUUACAUGUUUAUGGUUUUCUUAAUCAUUAUUAAUAUUAAUGGUCGUUGUGGUUAUUAUUAUUAUUAUUAUUAUUAUUAUUAUUAAUUUAUUAUUACUAUUAUUAUUAUAAAGAUUAUUGUAUCUCACUAAAUAAUGUUGUCUUUGUCAUUUUACAGAUACUGAUAGUGGUUAUGGUAGCGCAAGAACCAAGCAAAAGGAGUCUGAACCAAGGAGAUUUCCUUAUAUCAAGUGGCUAGUCAUUCUCUCUGUUAUUCUUCUGGCAUCUAGUGUUACUUUUUACAUUGUUAGAGCAUUACAUCAGCAGGAUUUAAACUUAGAACAGAAAACAAAAACACAAACUGUUGAAACAGAGGCAGUUAAGCCCACAGAAAGGACAAAAAAGAAAGCUAAAAAAGAAAAAUUGCAUGAUCCACUUGCAGCUAUAACUAACAGCUUUGAUAAAUCCAUUGCAAAGGAGCUGGACAAAGCACAAAGCAUUUUAGAUAAAGGCCAAAUAGGAGAUGCCCUGAGAAAGUUCGAAGGCCUUGUAAAUAAAUACCCAAAGAGUCCAAGGGCAUUGUAUGGAAAGGCACAGUCCCUUGAUAAACUGGCAGACUUGAAGCAAAGUAAUGAAGUGUUACAGCAAAGUAUAGAAGCUUAUGGUAACGUAGUCAAGUUGCCUGACUGUCCUCUCGAGUUGAAGCGAAGAGUGAUGAGGCGACAGGCCGACCGGCUCAGUUUCCUUGGUCGGAUUGGACAAGCCGCUAAUGUGCUGAAGAAACUAUUAAAUUUGUUCCCUGGAGACAUAAAGCUUAUGAAUGAACUAGGAGUGCAGUAUCUCCUGUCGGGAAGGAACAGGGAUGCAGAAAGUAUUUAUAAUCAGGUAAAGUUAAAGCCACCCAUACAGCAACAUAGAGGCAGCUUGGCCGUGUGGUUGGAGCACUUCACUUACAGUUCCAAGGCUCCAAGUUCAAGCCCCACCCUGACUGCUAGCUGGAUUUGUUCUUGGUAGUGAUAGCCUCAAGUUCAAGUCCUCGCGGUCAGACUUCUAAUAAGCCAAAGUUCUGUUAAGCCCCCUACCAGCUGGGAUUUCUUAACCUUGAUUUGUUCCAUUUGAAUUGUUUGAUUCAGUAUGUAUAAAAAGCCCUAUAAGGGGAGAGAAUACACUGAUUAAUUAAUUUAAUAAUUUUUAUUUUAAUUUUACAAUGGCAGUAUUCACGCACUUUUUUCUUGACUGUCUAAACAGAGGUCCACUUAUUUCCUCACUCUACUACCUUGCUAAAAUAGGACUUUAUUGUGCCUAAAAACACCUGUUGAUGUGAUGUCAGGGGUCCUGAUCUUGAGCAAUGAUAUGAUUAUUAUUUUGUUCAAUUAAAAAAAAUACAAUAAACAUUCAAUUUUCUGUAACAUUUCUAAUGUAAGUAACAUAUAGUCUAUGUUCACGUACAUUUGCAAAAUGAUCCAGUCACAGUAUUCCUCUAUUAAGUACUACUAAUUAGAGUAGAAGUCCUUAAUUGUUAAGCUUAGAUCUACAUGUGUUUUCUCCUCUCAGGUUAUAAACCUGGAUCCAACAAAUGGUUUUGCAAAGUCACAUUUGGGUUUUAUUCUUAAAACAGACCACUUGCGUUAUGUUGAGGCAAUUCCUCUGUUACGUGAAGGAAUCUCAAGCGGCCAUGCUGGGGCUGAUGAUGGGAGGUUUUAUUUUCAUCUAGGAGAUGCACUGACUCGGGUUGGAAAACCAGAUGAGGUAUUUCUCCAAUAAUUUUAUUUAUUCUUUUAUUUUUCUUCUUUAAUCUUAUGGUGUCAAACUGCUGUUUGUUAAGAUGCCCUAAAUUUUAUGUUACAGGCUUACAAGGUGUACGAUGAGGCUGCUGGUAAAGGCAUCUUUCUGUCUGCUCUACAACGCUCCCUCUACAAUGCUGAUACUCCCCUGAAAGCUCAACCUUUCUGGACGGCAAAAGAAACUGGAUAUUUAACGGCCAUACAGUAAGUCAGUCUUAUCAAGACACUGUGUAUGAAACUGUACAUAUCUCUCCCACCCCCAUUAGCAAUAUUUCUGAGAGUUCAACUUAAUGUUUGUACAUAUUAUAAAUCAUAGUUAAAUCAGUUGCCAAUAGCUAGAUGGGAGUGGGGAAAGUUGAUGUUGAAACAAAGGGAGCCGCAUGGGGACCCAGAAGGUAACAAUGACAACCUGUGAGCAGCAACCACCAGGCAAUAUGACACAGAGAACCUUAGUGAAGACAAGCGUAUCACAGAUACGUACCAAGAAAAACAUUCAAGGGGAGGGGUGGCUGGUGAAAAAAAAGGGCUAAAGCUACCGCAGGUGACGGCAACAUGAUCAGCGAAGUGACUGACCUCAGCAAAUUGAGCACUGUAAAAUUAAUAGAACCCUUCAAAUGCCUAAAGACCACCCUAUGCACGAUUUUUUAUGGAAAACGGUAGCCGCAUUGUGUUGUUUAACCUAGCCUACAUUACAUUUAGCUACAUGCAAUUAAUUGUUAGAAUUAUUAUUUUUAACACCUGAUGUCACUUCUGUCAGUCUGUCUGGUAACAGUAAAUUUAUGAUGAUCUAUUUGGAAAAGCUGUGUUGUAUCCAAUAGGAUGCAAGUUGCGAGAAGUCACAUCUUACUCUAGCUGAUGAAAAACCUUUUGAAGAAGCUUUAUAAAAUUAUUCUUAACGACUAUAACUGACUUAAUUUAUUGUGCUUUUAGCCUUAUAAAACACCCAACAUUUCAUGAUGCCACCUCUGGUUUCCCCUCAAAAUGAUGUCUGAGGAACGUCAGUGGAGAAAUUCCAUACCGUGGAUGUGUCGACACUACCUUGAUCCGGGCACUAGUGACGCAUCACCAGUUGAAAAUUUGCUUCAUCCAAUCAGGGAAGUGACAUCUCAUCAAUGUGGAAUUUCUGUGCUCAUUCCUCAGACAUCAUUUUUGCAGGGAAUCUGCUGGUGACAUCACAAAAUGUUGGCUUUUUUCUCAGGCUAUUGUGCCAAAUGGUAGGGGUACGAAGUUGCUUAAAUUGCUUAAAUUCAUUUUGAGAAACAAUGGCUGUGGCGCACUUGGCAAAACAACUGGGUUUUUUCACCCGGUGAAGAAAUUCUUCAGAAUGCAACCUGGUUAAAAGAGUUAAUUAUCAGUGGCCAGUCUCGAUUUAGACUUUUACAAAGUCGUUCAAUGUCAUGAAGUUUUGUCUUUUCCCUCACUUGGGUCAACCAUAAGGCUCGCCUUAGACAGUUAGAGUGACUGACAAAAUUUGACCCCGUAUUACUGAUAAAAAGAGGUCAACUUCUUAAAAGUCUUAACUCAGUUGUGUUAAGAAAGAAAAGCUGAACUUGGAAUGAAAGAAAGAAUUAUCAAAACCAGGAGCCUAUUACUCCUGUCGAAAUUGUUGUGCUUGCUGCAAUGGUAAAGCCAAAAUUUUGACCAUUCUCACACCUAGGCAGAGACUGAUUGACUGAUUGACUGAUUGAUAAUAUUAUUUUAUCCUGCACUAAACUACCUCACCAGGUGGUUUAAAAAAACCUAACCUGGUUAAAAAAGUCUAUUGUUCUUGCUUGAUUUGCAUAGCCCGGUUAGAACUCAGUUAAGACCUGACCGCAUUCGCAGUUUUUAAAAUGAAUUAACUUUAAUUAGUUACAGUGAAACCUGUAUUAAGCGGACACCCUCGGGGAAUGCUGUAGUGUUCACUUAAUACAGGGUGUCCGCCUAAUACAGGUUUCGAUAGACAAUGUCAUAUGAGGUGUCAAAUGCCAUUCAAAUGGACAGUGGAAACAUUUAGAAUAUUUCCAACGACUAUAACGAUAUACGUUUGCAUUAAUUUCUUUAUUAAAGUGGACUGAUUGAUCCUAGUACCAUAAACAUGGAUUGCAACUCAAAUUUGAAGAAAUCAGAUGAGUGUAACAAGCUCUAUAGAAACAAAACGAAAUAGAAAACAAUACUGUACUGUGAAACUAAUCAAAUAAGUUUUUCAAGUCAUGUUUUUUAAUUUAAAAAUUGAAAAACUUGUGGGUGGCAAUCUUUCGCAUUUCCAGUGUCUUGCAUGUUUGGUGGUGGAAUUUAAUCACAAGUGCCCAUUCAAUACAGGUUGUCAACAAUAGAAAUAACCAUUUCAAGUACUUUUUAGGUGUCCGCAUCCACUUAAUAGAGGCUUCCACUUAGUAAAGGUUUCAUUUAAAGUAAAUAAGGAAGAUAAAUUUGGGGACUUCAGCUACUGUCCACAUAAUAGAGGGUGUCCGCUUAAUAUGGUGUCCACUUAAUACAGGAUUCACUGUAAUGGGAAAUAACUUGGUUAAGUCCCCUAAUGUGGCCGCAGCCAAUAUUAAGUUCCUGAUCGCAACUAGUGCUUUGUGGAUUGAGAAUUUGAGUCAAUAUAAGAUUCUGUAAAUGGUGCCCACCUACCCCUUCCCGAAAUCCAACAUAUUGCCCUUACCAUGAAGUAGAUAUAAGUCUGAAUAUAUUAAUGUUGAGUAAUGGUGGGAGAUUUUAAUAAUGGUGAUUAACAUUGGUGUUAUGAUUUUGAGAAAUUAUCACAAUAAAAUUAAUUUUAAAUUUUCUAAAAUUUGUUAUAACCAUGGUGAAGUUCCAAGUAACUUUUAAUAUUCACACCUAACUGAAGUUGCAAUAUUAUUGAUAGAAUACUUAACAUAGUUGCAUUAAUUACUUUUUUAAUAAUUUGUUAACAAAAUUAAGAAAUAAAUAUGAUUAUAACAAUGAAAUAUAACAGUUAGAAUAUUAUUAUUAAUUUCAUGCUGUGAACAAAUUCAAUAUCACUGUUACAGUGCAUGUUUAUUAUUAUAAUAUUUUAACUAUGGUAAUUUGAUAUCAUUCCUUAACUAUAAUAUUGUAAGUUACUGUAUGGAAUGUUUAUUUAUUUAUUUAUUUUUUUAAUAAUUUAUUUAUUAAACAUCAUUUAACAUAACAUUACGAAAACUUUACAAUAACAGGGCGGCAAAUAAAAAGGAGGCGAAACAGUAAAAAAAUAAACAAACAAACAAACAAACAAGCCAAGGAAUGUUUAUUAUAUGAUUAUGACUUUAUUAUGAUGAUAGUUACUAUGAGAGUGUGAUUCUGAUGAUGAUGAUGAUGACAAUGAUGACGACAAUGAAAUUAAUGAUAUAUAAUCAAUUUUGGUACAACAAUUACAAACUGUAACAUAAUUUUCAUAAAAAUGAUACCAGGAAACUUGAAGCCAACUGGAAAGUAAUCAGAGAUGAAGGAUUGUCCGUACUUGAUAAGAAAACUGGAGGGUUUAUACCUGAGGAGGAAAAUCUGCGCCAGCAGGGAGAUUGGAAACAAUUUACUAUGUACCAGCGUGGCAGGAAGAAUGCAGCAGCUUGUCAAAAGACCCCACAAACUUGUGCUAUCAUUGAUACUAUACAUGAUGCUACCAGCUGUAAGAGAGGACAGGUACUCUGUCACAUUGUUUAACCCCAAAUAGAGUGAAUUGCAUUACCCUGUUUCCUAUACUUUGAUAAAAAUCGGAUCAAUUUACGUUUUCGGGAAACUGCCCUCCUUCUCCUCCCCUAAGCUAACAUUAACACUUACUUCUUACUUAGGGCAAAAUGAUAGCGUAGGGGAGGCAUACGUGGGAAUUUUCCCAGAAACCUCAAAUUGAUCCUAAAAAUCACUACAUUUUAAUGAGAGGGCACAUACCAAACUGAAACUACCUAGUAAGCUUGUUUGGAUUUGAAAAGCACCUGUCUGCCAAGCAGGAGGCUGCCGGUUCUAAACCUAGCCAGAGCAACACUCAAGGUCUUUAUUUAAAUAACUGAGCAGAAAAUGCUGCCUUUGUGAAGACAUCUGCAAACAGUUAGACUUUCUAGUCCUCUUGAAUAAGGACAAUAAACUGUAGGCCCUGUCUCACAACCCUUGCAUCUACAAAUUCUGUGGGAUGCUGAAGAACCCAUGCUCUGUCCAUAAAAGUAGGGGACAUAGUCGCUGGUGUGGUGGUCCAUGUCUCAUGGGGGAGAGACUGUUACAGUCCCACAGUACAUAGUUGGUGUCAAGUGUUGUUGAGCACUGCUUCAAAUUCCUGAUUUAAAGAAUGUUGGAAAUCAUGUCAGUUGCUAAUUUUAGAAAGGAGAAACACAGUGUUCUUUAUGUCUGCAGCCUACUCCCUCAUUUUUUCAAUCAUUCUUUCCUAUAGAUCAAGUAUUCCGUGAUGCUUCCAGGAACUCAUGUUUGGCCACAUACUGGUCCCACAAACUGCCGCUUACGCCUUCAUCUUGGACUUGUGAUCCCCAAACAUGUAGCCAUCAGGGUCGGCAGAGAAACAAAGUAAGACUUAGAAACCCUAACUAUACCUACAAACAUGUCAGUCACCAGGGGAAUCUCAAAAAUGUUUAAAAAUGUAAUAUCUGGGUACCGUAAAUCCUCUAUUAAACCGCCCAGGGGGGCUAAAAAGAGACUGGGGGUGGGGGGGGGGGCUUAUUCAGUUUAGCAAAGAAGAUGGUAUCAGUUCUCCAUAAAGAACUAGAAGGCAAAGUGGAAAAGCUCAAGUACAAGACGUUGGAGGUUUGAAAACAAAUCAGAACCUCCAGCUGGUGAAUAAAGCAUCCUAGAUCAGUCCAAGCAACGUUCUACAGUCGCAAUAGACUCCUGCGGGAGUCUCCUGACAGUCGUGAUUGAUUAAUACAGUCUAUCAUUUAUCAGCGAAUAAGGGGGAGGGGAGGGAAGGGGGCUUAAUAGGGGAUUUAUCAUACAUAUGUAGUUAAUAAGUAAAGACGAAAUGUUGAGAAUGUCAAAGGCUUAUGAGACAAAGAAGAUCUCCUGGAGGGGGGUACACCCCAAGGGGGUACUGCCACAUAUGGGCUAUAUAGGUAUGUGCCGCUGUGAAGGGUAUGGUUUUCAAGCAGGUUACUCUAGGAUAGGGUAUAUAAAUCAGAGCGUUUGGGUCUAGAAUAGGGUAUCAUUUUUCAGGAAACUGAUCAGUUUGUUGAAGAUUUUAUCUGGACUAGGGAAACAGCUACUCUAGUAUAGGGGGGAUUUGGGGAGUUUACUCUAGUAUAGGGUAGCAAAAUUCAGCUGAACUAGCUCUGGUAUAGGUUAAGGGUUCCAGGAUCCCAGCGGCACAUCCCCACCCAGAAAUUCCUAAAGUACCCCCCCCACCUCCGGAGGGUACACUAAGAAAUUGGGUUUGUUGGGUUUUCCACUACUGUGACCUGGGAACCCUUGGUCUGUACCAACACAUGUUCAAGUGUACUUUUUUACCCUGUUCUCUAUAGUUAGCUCCAAAAUAUUCUUGAAAUAAUCAAAUAAUACUUCAACAACAACAACAACAACAUCUUUAUUUCUUACAUUAAAUAUACAAAUAUCACACCACCUGCAAAUAGCAAGGCUAAUCGAGGCAGGUGGUGUGUAGACGGCUUAAGAUUUAUUACGAAUAGUUGAAUUGAAAAAGUACCAGAGCUACAAAAGUUGCGUCCGCACUGUACGCACACAUGCGCACACUUCAAAUAACAACAUCAUGUAAAUGGCCUUACUAAAAACUGCUCUAAAAAUUAACAGAUUAAUAAUUUUUUUACACCCAUUUCAUCAACAGAACAUGGGAAGAAGGCAAGGCAAUAAUCAUUGACGACUCAUUUGAUCAUGAAGUGUGGCACAAUGGAUCAAGCUUUAGACUUAUUUUAAUUGUGGACUUUUGGCAUCCAGACUUGACAGCAAGACAGAGGGCUUCAUUGUCACCAAUUUAACUAUAAUUUUUAUUUAUUUAUAAGAAAAUUCAGCCAUGCUGUAGAAGUCAUUUUAUUUUCGACUAUAACACUGACCCAGUCAUUAACUUGGUAAGAACAUCUCACAUGAAUGAAGAAGUGCACCAGAUGGCAAAAUCCUGUUACUGCAUCAAGUCUCAGUUUAAAAACAUGC
This is a messenger RNA of Porites evermanni, 9734 nucleotides long. The record is from the annotation of a GenBank genome assembly. Lineage: Eukaryota; Metazoa; Cnidaria; Anthozoa; Scleractinia; Poritidae.